Messenger RNA from Ectocarpus sp. CCAP 1310/34, 1965 nucleotides. The record is from the annotation of a GenBank genome assembly. Lineage: Eukaryota; Phaeophyceae; Ectocarpales; Ectocarpaceae.
UGGGUUUCACCACCUCGUUCAGGACGAUGUCCUGCGCCUCCUUCGGGAAUGUCUUCUCGAAGAACGUGAAGGGUAGAGCCUGGCCCUUGCCGUUGACGAAAGACCGCAAAGCUGAUAGCCCUGCAAUGUCGACCUUCGGUAGGCUCGCCUUCAGGUCGUCGGAUAGGCUGAACUUGUCGCCCGGCCGGGAUGCGGGUGUACGGCUCGGAAGACUCGUCCCGCGGUAGUCCCUUCAACACCCACUCCAGAGGAUCUUCCGGGAGGGGGGGGGGGGGUGGUUGAGCUUCCUGGAAGAUGCCAACAACAAGCACCGAAGGGGAUGGAGCUCGUUAGAUAGAACCUAGUAAUGCACCUGAAGUAACUGAAUCGUACAACAGCAGUACCAAAUAACACAUGGCAUGAGGCAGGCUCAAGAGUAUACGUUUGGUCAGAGUACCACAAGCAAAGAUGACACCAAAAGCAAUUAGUGACUCCAAAACUUUGCAUUGGUCAGACGCCUAAAUAGCGCGGUCGAUGGUACCGCUGUGAACCAACCACCUAGACUACAUGAGAAACAUGUGUAUCGCUAUCGAACAGAGAGAAAAGCGGCACCGUUGUGUACUCAUGGCGUCAAAAAUAUCAUGCAGGGAGACAUUUCUAGGAAAACAGACCAGCGCUCGAAAUUAGGCUUACGCUAUCUGCCACACCUUGGGUUUUUCCUGCUUCUCGAGCUUGAGGUGCCACGCACUCUCCUAGGCCCUCAUGAAGCCGUCAUCCUGGAUUUUCGCCACCUGGGCGCAGUGCGUCUCCCGAAACUUUGCUAUGCGAGGAUCCGCACCAGGCAUCUGCAGCUCGUCCACGCCACCUCCCGACUUGUUCUCCGAGUCAUAAUUGGGUGCCCCGUCGCUGGUCCCGACUCCAAGAGCAGCACUAAAUGCUGUUUUGCAGCGCUUCCGUUGUUGGCCGUCAUGGUGCUUGCACAAUCCUGGCACCCUAACUCCAACCUAAUUGCCGCACUUUUGGCCUUUGUUCCGGCCGCGGGCUACGGUAGCGACACAUAGAGCAGAGUUGUUUGGAGAAGCAUCUGGUGAGGCUGGUUGCUGCUGCUGCUGCUGCGUGACCGGUUGGGGCAGGGCCCGCUGUUGUUGUGCUCGCUGUUGCCGACCUGCGCCCCCGGUUUUGUCACUCAUGUCAGGCGAGUUCGAGUUUUUGGCAGGAGAAGGCUCCGGUGGACAUCGUCCAUGCUGCUGUUGUUGUUGUCGCCGCUGCAGCUGCAGCUGUUGCGGCUCACGCGAGACCGUCCGGAGUGGCUGCGUGACCGGUGAUGCCGUGGUCGAUUGUUGUCACUGCCGCCGUGCCCCUCGCGUGUUGAGACCAGAGUUGUCCGAGUUCGCAGCAUACAACGGUUUGUAGGAUGGGCCCCUAUAAAACUCGGCAUCAUCAUCCUCAUCAUCACUAGCCUCAUUUGUCUCAUUUGGGUCGAAAUCAGAACCGCUGUCCUCCAUGACAAGCUCGCUGUCCUAAGUGCCAGCGUGCAAACCAAGGGUGGAUUGCUGCACGAGGGAGACGGACAUUGAUUAUGUACAAGGAGGAAUCCCAACUGGCGCUGCCGGUGACGCAACCGCAAGCGCUACCAACAACGCCACCCAGACAGUUCUGUACGGACAAGGCGUGCUGCAAACCCUGCCCAGCGCCUUCACGCCCCAUGAAAGGAGGCAAGUCUGUGGAGUGGACCGUCAAGCAUGUUGCGUGUGCAGCAGUCGGGCGCUGACAAGCUCUGGGCGAGGAGACAUUAGGAUGAGAAGCGCUUUGACGGUCAGCUGCACGUGGAGAUGAUUGAUCCAAACAUAUUGGAACGGCAGCAGUGCCUCUGCCCUCCCGCGGUAUGACGAGGCCGGUCGGUGACUAGAAUCUCAACAAAAGUAGGCUGUAUCAAUAUACACCAGUUGCCGGAGCUUUUGUUGGGAUUAUUAUGUAUCCGGCGAU